AUCUACAAUUGCCCAAUUUUGAAAGCCCAAUAAUCUCCACAUCUCAAUUCAAGCUCACCAUUCCCAUUUUCUCGUCGCCUCUCUCUCUCCAUUCUGAGCGAAAUGACGAAAUUCAGGAAGCUCAAUCGGCCGACCGGCCACAGAAUGUCCAUGCUCAGGACGAUGGUGUCGCAGCUAGUGAAGCAUGAGCGGAUCGAGACAACAGUUGCGAAGGCAAAGGAAGUUCGCAGGCUUGCUGAUAAUAUGGUACAGCUCGGAAAAGAGGGUACGUUAUGUGCUGCAAGGCGUGCUGGUGCCUUUGUUCGUGGCGAUGAUGUCAUCCACAAGUUAUUCACAGAAUUGGCCUAUCGAUACAAAGACAGAGCAGGUGGAUACACGAGAAUGCUUCGAACUCGUAUACGAGUUGGGGAUGCUGCACCAAUGGCGUACAUUGAGUUUAUAGAUAGGGAAAACGAACUUAGGCAAGCUAAGCCACCGACGCCGCCACCACCACAGAGGCCAACUGUGGAUCCAUGGACGAGAUCGCGACUUACCAGACAAUAUGCGCCGCCUAAAGAGGAGAAGAUCUCUGACUCCGGCAGUUGAGUUAUGUCCUUCCCAAAUUGCAGUUUGUCACACCUUUGUAAUUUUGCAAUUUUCAUGAGCCUGAAAUAGUUUUGUUCCUAUUUGAAUGCUGACCUGCAAAGUUUUUGGCGAAAGCCAUAGAAUUAAUAAACACAAAUGUCUGUUAGAAUUUUUUAUCUAUCUCAUAACCAAUUCCUUUUAAACUGAGGAAAAGGAGAAAUGUUUAUAAUUUGCUAUGUAUGUGUUGUGGUGAAACCCUGUUUCUAUUUAAAUGAAUUGAUCAUUUUAUUUAGAGAGUGUGGCCAGUAAAAAGUGCCAUAUAUUUAAAUG
Molecule: messenger RNA, 894 nt
Organism: Salvia splendens (bonfire salvia)
Lineage: Eukaryota; Viridiplantae; Streptophyta; Magnoliopsida; Lamiales; Lamiaceae
Product: 50S ribosomal protein L17
Exons: 6
Coding region: 103-585 (160 amino acids)
Biological process (GO): translation
Cellular component (GO): cytosolic large ribosomal subunit; ribosome
Molecular function (GO): structural constituent of ribosome
Source: RefSeq, a predicted model, not a curated record